AUGGCUCAAUCUCAGUUCGAAGUGAAAGUUAUUCCAUCAAAAGAGGAGUAUGCCCGCCUGGUCGACGUCCUCUGGGCCGCGAAUUUCAAUCCAUACAACCCCGUUUUCACUGCUGUCCACCCAAUUAGUGGCCAUACACCCGAAGAUCGCGCCCGAGAUAAAGCCCUCGACACCGAAAUUCGCUGGAAUGCAAGCGAAAAGAAUCCCUACUCGCAGCUGAUAUACGUUAUCGAUAAAGAAACAGGCGAAGUGGCGGGAGGUUGUGAAUGGCUUAUUUUUCACGAAAACCCAUUCCCGAAUGGGCCUCAACCUAUCAAGUGCACCUGGUAUCCUGAGGGAACAGAGCGCGCCGAGUACGCGGAGUGUAUGCUUUCUCAAGCAUUUUUUCCACGGCAAUCUUGGUUUCAGCGUCCACAUGCUGGUGUCAAUGCCAUGGGCGUACACCCCAAGUAUCGACGACGUGGGGUUGGGCGACUUCUUAUGGAAUGGGGUCAUGAGAAAAUUGAUCCACUGGGCUAUGAGAGUUUCAUUGAAGGUAGUCCGAUAGGACGUUGGUUGUAUGAGAAACAUGGAUAUCGGCGAGUGAUGGGUUUACAUGUUGAUUUUGACAAGCAAAAUCCGAGUGAUGAGUGGUUGCGGUUAGUGCAUGAGUGCAAGCCGCCCGGCAUUUUGCUUCUUUGGAGGCCGCCUCGAGGAGAAUGGACCGAGAAGGUCCCUUCUGGUCCUUGGGCAGUCACUGAGCAGACAUUCAAGUAG
Penicillium cataractarum is the source of this 756-nucleotide messenger RNA. Its product is annotated as GNAT family N-acetyltransferase. Gene Ontology annotation, molecular function: acyltransferase activity, transferring groups other than amino-acyl groups. The transcript has 2 exons. The record is from RefSeq and is a predicted model, not a curated record. The coding region runs from base 1 to 756 and encodes 251 amino acids. NCBI's taxonomy places the organism in Eukaryota, Fungi, Ascomycota, Eurotiomycetes, Eurotiales, Aspergillaceae.